CUUACAUUUUGGGAGGCGUGUGGUGCAGUAAAAUCUCUGCUUAUUCCGCACCAAUGGAGGACAAAAUGGACGAACAGAACAGUUUGGAUUCUACUCCCCGCGCAUCCGGUGUCUCGACACCGCAGCCACCGUCCAAAGUACAACAGCCCAAACCGCAGGCACUUCCGAGCAGGUCUGGCCCGUCGGCCAUACUCGUCUCAACAAGACAAAAGGGCAAUCCAAUAUUGAACCACAUCAAGCUACUGCCCUGGGAAUACGCUGAUAUUCCGGCGGACUAUGUGGUCGGAAACACGACCUGUGCUUUGUUUCUUUCACUCAAGUACCACCGCUUACAUCCCGAGUACAUCUACUCGCGGAUCCGUCUUCUAGCAGGGAAAUAUUUGCUCCGGAUCAUCUUGGUUAUCGUGGAUAUUCCCAACCAUGAAGACAGCCUGAAAGAGCUCUCCAAGACGUCAAUAGUCAACAACAUGACGCUGAUCCUUUGCUGGUCCGCACCCGAAGCUGCACACUAUCUUGAGUUAUUCAAAUCAUCCGAGAACUCUCAACCAACGGCUAUUCGCACGCAACAAGCCCAGUCGUACAAGGAAUCUCUUGUCGAGUUUGUCACGACACCCCGGAGCAUCAAUAAGUCGGAUGCAGCAAGCCUGAUAUCCACGUUUGGGAGCUUGCAGAAUGCAAUUAAUGCCCGGCCAGAGCAGAUUGGUGCAGUGCCCGGGUGGGGUGAGAAAAAAGUCAGGCAGUGGACCAGUACAGUAAGAGAAGGCUUUAGGGUGGAGCCGGCGAAGAAAACAACUGCUCCUGGAAGACUUACUGAAACCCGAACAACCGAGGCUGUUGAGGGUCAAAAUAUGACUGGAGCAACCCGGUUGGGAACAUCUGAAAGCAUUGACACAGAAACGCCUUUAGCAGAGGAAGACCGUCAAUUACAGGAAACGGGUCAGCAGGAGGAGAUGAGUGAAGGAAUCAUGGCGGCCCUGGCGAAGUAUCGAGAAAACGGCGGUUGAGUGGACGAUGACCGUCAUAUCCCCAAUAAACCCGGCAAACUCCGUUUCUGACGAACCAUGCCCCGCCUUGCAACCGAGAGACAAAAGCAGAGAAAUGCGACUAUUGUUGUGUUGCCAGAUCGGGAUUGAAUGUUAGUCUGGAGGGUCACGCAUCUGUUCCUCAUCCUUUGGCCAUAUUCUGUAGGUAUACUUCUAUGAGCAUACUAGGUCGCUCCUCAGUCUGAUCGGACUCAACUAAACCCGGGAAUCCGAGCACCCCUAUGUCAUUCUGAUGCCCCUCAGGCGCACUUGGUUGUGGAUGCGGUUGGGUUCGGAACCUUAGAUUAGAUGACAAAAGCUUGAUAAAGCUGCAUCGGCCAUCGGCCCACCAC
Messenger RNA from Aspergillus ibericus CBS 121593, 1375 nucleotides. Its product is annotated as DNA repair protein RAD10. Gene Ontology annotation, biological process: mitotic recombination; meiotic mismatch repair; nucleotide-excision repair. Gene Ontology annotation, molecular function: single-stranded DNA binding; damaged DNA binding. Lineage: Eukaryota; Fungi; Ascomycota; Eurotiomycetes; Eurotiales; Aspergillaceae. The transcript has a single exon. Bases 66 to 1004 code for a protein of 312 amino acids. Gene Ontology annotation, cellular component: nucleus; ERCC4-ERCC1 complex; nucleotide-excision repair factor 1 complex. The record is from RefSeq and is a predicted model, not a curated record.